CUUUAUUUACAUUACCACAAUAACAAUUAUCAGUAUGGAGCUCGCAGCGUCAGUUAGGAAUUUAUUUAAAAAACGAGAUCUUAAAGACGAAAUCGAAAAGUCAUUAGGCGAGGACAGAAAUUUCGAAAAUGUAUUGACGGACGUGUUCGUUGUUUACGCUAAGUUGGGAUUUUUCCAUCUGGCCGAUUGGGAGACAACAAUAUGUAAGUCGAUUGGAAAUGUAAAUCCAUUACCUCAGCCGGAUCUUCACGUCACACCCAGUACUAAUCCUAGCACUGAGGAUGGUUCUCAAACUGAUAAUGUUGCUCAAACUGAUGAUGGUGCUCAAGCUGAUAAUAUUGCUCAAACUGAUGAUGGUGUUCAAGCUGAUGCUGUAGCGCCAAGUGUUCAACGUCGGCGUCAGCGUGUAAAGAUAGCAUCAGAAGUCGCACGGCGUUCGGAAAGGAUCAGAUGGCAAGCAGAACGAUACACAUACAACUAACAACUGCUUGUGCUAACUUAAAAUUUUGAUUGGUUACGGCUCAAGUAAAUAUUCGAUGUCAUUGCCGACUCUGAGAAUUUACCGAAUUCAUUGAUUCAAAAGAAAUUAUUAAAAUUCUUAGAAAGUAUUGAAGUGCUGCAAAUCCGUCUGGCCUUUAAUAACUGCCUUUCCAAUCUUAGAUGAUUUCUAAAUAAAGACAAAAUUA
Molecule: messenger RNA, 686 nt
Organism: Bradysia coprophila
Lineage: Eukaryota; Metazoa; Arthropoda; Insecta; Diptera; Sciaridae
Source: RefSeq, a predicted model, not a curated record